AUGAAAGGGCAAAAAUUGACUGCCGAAAAUCUUCGAUCAACUUAUUUGAAAGUUCCAUUACUCAGUAUAACGGAAGCUAUUCAGCAAGUACCAAACUCCUGGACGCAUCUGUCAAUUUGCCCUAUCAGCUUACCUCCAUAUAUUACAUUACCAUCUGGAUGGACAACUAACGACUUAGCUGCAAUAAAAGUGUACACUUCUCCGUGUCGUCUAUAUGAAGCCCUUAAUGAAGCUCUUCGAACUGAAAAAAUCAACGAGAUUCGGCCUUGGUUUUCUUAUUUGAAACUCUUCGAUACUGCAAUCAAUAAAAUACCUCCAGUAAAACGUCGGUAUUGUCGCGGAAUACGAGUUGCUCCGAACUAUGCGUACACAGUUGGUACUGUUAUAACUUGGGUAAGUAGAAUGAGAAAACAAAAUGAUGAAAAAAAUUGA
This is a messenger RNA of Adineta steineri, 432 nucleotides long. The record is from the annotation of a GenBank genome assembly. Lineage: Eukaryota; Metazoa; Rotifera; Eurotatoria; Adinetida; Adinetidae.